Molecule: messenger RNA, 1752 nt
Organism: Erythranthe guttata (spotted monkey flower)
Lineage: Eukaryota; Viridiplantae; Streptophyta; Magnoliopsida; Lamiales; Phrymaceae
Product: Ubiquitin-specific protease family C19-related protein
Source: RefSeq, a predicted model, not a curated record
CUUUACUUUCUCUCUCUGCUGCUGCACAUUGUGCAUUCACACACUCCCCCAUUUCCUCUCUCUGAAGAAAUCAAGUGAAAUGGGUACUCGAACCGGGUCGCACCAGCUGAGCAACGGGCUUAUUGUGUCGGGUCGACCCGAGCAGCAGCUCAAAGAGCGGCAGCCGACAAUGGCGUCACGCGCCGUUCCCUAUACCGGCGGCGACGUCAAGAGGUCCGGGGAGCUAGGCAAAAUGUACGGCGUCGACCUCUCCGGAGGGGACCACCACCACCACCACCCACCAACCGGCGGCCCGCCUAAGCUCCCCUCGCGACCACCCUCGUCUUCUCAGCACAACAGUGGAUCUGCGAGAUCCGGCCCGAAUUCCGGCCCUGUUGGCCCAAAAAACACUGGCUCCGGGCCUAUGAGCAAAAGAUCGUCGUCUUCUUCAUUCUCCGGGCCGAUGACGCCGAUUCAGCCCACCGGACUCAUCACCUCGGGCCCGCUGGGCACGUCCAGCUCGAAUCGUAGGUCCGGGCAGCUGGAUAACACAGCGUCCGCUCCGAGCUCGUUCAACAAGGCUACUUACGGCUCUGCCGUUACCAGCCUGGGGGAGGAGGUGAGAUUAGGGUUUAGGGUUUCGAGGGUGGCAAUGUGGGUGUGUUUGGUAGUGGUGGUGAUGGGGCUGGUGGUGGGGGCGUUUCUCAUGGCCGCAGUGAAGAAGCCGGUGAUUCUGGUGGCGGUUGUGGCGGUGCUGGUGCCUGCUGUGAUGAUCUUGAUAUGGAAUUACGCGUACCGAAAACACGGGGUCUUGGGAUUCUUGAAGAAGUAUCCGGAUGCCGAGCUGAGGGGCGCCAUAGAUGGCCAGUUCGUAAAGGUCACUGGGGUUGUGACUUGUGGCAGCAUACCUCUUGAAUCUUCUUUUCAGAGGAUACCGAGAUGUGUGUAUGCAUCAUCAGAAUUAUACGAAUAUAGAGGUUGUGGUGGAAAACCAGCAAAUGCUAAACAAAGGUUCUUCUCUUGGGGAUGCAGAUAUUCAGAGAACUUUGUUGCGGAUUUUUAUAUAUCAGACUUCCAGUCUGGUUUAAGAGCUCUAGUGAAAGCAGGCUAUGGAGCUAAAGUUGCCCCAUUUGUUAAACCGACUGUAGUAGUUGAUGUCACCAAAGACAACGAAAAAUUGUCUCCAAACUUCCUACGCUGGCUUUCUGACCGGGGUUUAUCAAGUGACGACAAUAUAAUGCGUCUUAAAGAAGGUUAUAUCAAAGAAGGAAGUACAGUGAGUAUCAUGGGAGUGGUUCGACGCCAUGAUAAUGUACUAAUGAUUGUUCCACCCACAGAGCCUAUCUCGACAGGCUGUCGUUGGCCCUGUUGCCUUCUCCCAACAUACAUCGAAGGCCUUGUUUUAACGUCCGAUGAGAGUCAAAGUGAAGAUGUGAUUCCUGUAUAGAUGGUCCGAAUUCUUUUUCUUUUCUUCUUUUUGUCUAAGGUUUGCAAGACACAAGUAAAUAGUGGAGUGUAUGACGUGAAGAAGUUUCCGGCCGGUCCACUGUGUAUUCUUUUCCUGGAUGAAGAGCAAUAUAUGUAUCUUGUAAGAUUAUCCAUCCGAACGGGAAAAAAGAGUUAUUAACCCGUUCAUCAAAUUUUUCAUGCCAUUGUAUAGAAGUCAUCUACGUUGCUCUUGGCCUGUAUCCCGAUUUCCCUUUUUCUGCAUAUAUAUGAUGGAUAUCGUUUUUCUUCUUCGACGUGUUCAAAUAUAAAAAUGUGAAUUUAAGA